UUAUUUGGAUUUCAAACGCGACGAUUUUCAAUGGUGAUAUUCUAAAAAGUUUACAAUUAAUAUAUCUUGUGAAUUUUAUUAUACAACAAUUUACAAGUUAUUAAUCUGUUAAUAGUUCAAUAAUAAUUAAAACCAUGACGGAAGUUCAGUUACAAGAGUUUAAACUUGAACCAGAUUCAGAACUUCGGUUUGAAGUCGAAUCAAAGAACGAAAAAGUUGUUUUAGAGGUUAAGAGUGGUUACGCUGAGUUGUUUGGCACAGAGCUGGUUAAAGGUAAACCAUAUGAGUUCCACACGGGAGCCAAGGUAGCAGUGUUCACGUGGCACGGCUGUACGGUAGAACUACGCGGUCGCACGGAAGUCAGCUAUGUGGCGAAGGAAACACCAAUGGUGGUAUACCUCAAUGUACACGCUGCAUUAGAGCAGCAGAGAGUUGCGGCAGAACAGGAAAACACUCGGGGCCCAGUUACUAUGGUGGUUGGGCCGGGUGAUGUCGGCAAGUCCACGCUGACCAGGAUCCUGCUAAACUAUGCUGUGAGAAUGGGGCGUAGGCCUAUAUAUGUGGAUCUUGACGUGGGACAGGGGCAUAUUAGUGUCCCAGGAACCAUUGGUGCACUUCUAGUAGAGCGGCCAGCGUCCAUAGAGGAGGGGUUCAGCCAGCAAGCACCUCUGGUGUACCACUUUGGUCACAAGUCCCCUGAUGAAAAUUUAGAACUAUAUAAUACAAUUGUGUCUCGACUUGCUGAGGUUAUCGCUGAGAGGUGCGAGAAUAAUAAGAAAGCAUCAACAUCAGGCGUAAUAAUUAACACAUGUGGAUGGGUGAAAGGCGCCGGUUAUAAAGUGUUGACGCACGCCGCUCAGGCAUUUGAGGUGGAUGUGAUAUUAGUAUUAGAUAACGAAAGGCUGUACAAUGAAUUGAAACGUGACAUGCCAAAGUUUGUGAAAGUUGUGUACUUGCCCAAAAGUGGAGGGGUUGUAGAACGGUCGAUAUCGCAACGCGCCGAGUUACGGGACGCGCGAAUCCGCGAAUAUUUCUAUGGAAAGAGGACUCCAUACUACCCGCAUUCGUUUGACGUUAAGUUCACAGAUCUUAAAAUAUAUAAGGUGGGCGCGCCGUCGCUGCCCGACUCGUGCAUGCCGCUGGGCAUGCGCGCGGCGGAGGCGCUGACGGCGCUGGUGGCGGUGUGGGCGGGGCCUGCGCUGGCGCACCGCCUGCUCGCCGUCUCCUUCGCGGCCGCGCCCGACGAUCUGGCGCUGCACGCUAACCUCGCGGGCUUCGUGUGCGUGACUGCAGUGGACACAGAGCGACAAACUCUCACAAUUCUGUCGCCGCAGCCGCGACCCCUCCCAAACACUAUUUUGUUACUCUCAGAACUACAGUAUAUGGACAACCACUAGACCGUUUAUGAUAAAACUUUGUUACGAGUCAUUUUACAAAUGAACAUAAUGUAUUUAACCGAAUCGCCCGGUUUCUAUGUCAUAUAUUUUUACUUAUUAUAAUAUUAUCAUUGAAAAAAAAAUGAUAUUAUUAAUGUAAAAAUAUUUUUUUUUUAUUAUAGAAACCGGAUAUGUAAGAUCGAUUUCAAUGGUCGAUAGAUUUUUUGGCUCCUUUAUAAGGAAAUGACUGAAUAAAUCUUUUGAAUGUUUCCAACUACCCUCAUAAAAUAUUUAUUACCAUGGUAAUAUACAUGUUGAAUGUAAUAGCCAAGUAAUGAAAUAAUAUUUAUAAAUUUGUACAUAUUAUUUAUAAGGAUUAAAAUAAAAGAUGAAAAUAAAA
Colias croceus (clouded yellow) is the source of this 1776-nucleotide messenger RNA. It is a transcript of the gene cbc, whose product is annotated as protein CLP1 homolog. The record is from RefSeq and is a predicted model, not a curated record. Gene Ontology annotation, molecular function: polynucleotide 5'-hydroxyl-kinase activity. Bases 135 to 1397 code for a protein of 420 amino acids. The transcript has 9 exons. Gene Ontology annotation, biological process: tRNA splicing, via endonucleolytic cleavage and ligation. Lineage: Eukaryota; Metazoa; Arthropoda; Insecta; Lepidoptera; Pieridae. Gene Ontology annotation, cellular component: mRNA cleavage factor complex; nucleus.